Molecule: messenger RNA, 1093 nt
Organism: Apaloderma vittatum (bar-tailed trogon)
Lineage: Eukaryota; Metazoa; Chordata; Aves; Trogoniformes; Trogonidae
Gene: RSPH3
Product: radial spoke 3 homolog (Chlamydomonas)
Exons: 7
Cellular component (GO): cilium
Source: RefSeq, a predicted model, not a curated record
AGAAAAGGAACGUAUUCGUUACGCCAACCUCAUGUACGACAGGAGAGUGGUGCGUGGCAACACUUAUGCCCUUCAGUUCACACCUGUGAGCACCCAACCCAGUCCCCUUGAGAUUCGAAGGCAGAGGGAAGCACAGAAAAGAGCACUGGCUAGAAAGCGUGCAAAAGAGCAAAUGCAACUAAGAACACCUGAGCCUGUGGAAGGCAGAGAACACGUUCAUGUGCAGACAGAACUGUAUUUGGAAGAAAUUUGUGACCGUCCAAUAGAGGUUGAUAUAGAAUGUCAAACAGAUGCAUUUUUGGACAGACCACCCACUCCACUCUUCAUACCAGCCAAAACAGGAAAAGAUGUGGCCACACAAAUAGAAGAAGGAGAGUUGUUUGACUUUGACGUUGAAGUCAAGCCCAUCCUGGAAGUGUUGAUUGGGAAAACGAUUGAGCAAGCUUUGCUAGAAGUCAUGGAGGAAGAAGAGCUGGCCCGGCUGUGGGCACAUCAACGCGCUUACGCAGAGCUGCGUAACGCAGAGCUUGCUGAAGUACAGCGCCUAGAAGAGCAGGACAGGCGAUACAGGGAGGAGAAGGAACGUCGCAGACGCCAGCACAUGCAAAUGUUGCAGAAACAGAAAGAGACCACAGAGAAAAUUGCAGCUCGGGCAUUCGCUCAGCGUUACUUGGCUGAUCUCAUUCCCUCGGUCUUCAAUAACCUUCACGACAGUGGAUUUUUCUUUGACCCUGUAGAAAGAGACAUUGAGACAGAAUUCCUUCCAUGGCUGAUGACAGAAGUGGAACAAACACUAGAGAAGAAGGUUCUGGGGAGGACAAUGCUUGACUCCUUGAUUCGUACAGUGGUUGAAAACCGCUUAGAUGCAUUUAGCCGUAAACCUUUGUCUGAUCAGAAAGAGGCACCUCCCAAAGAGCCCAGCCCAACAGGGGCAGAAUGCCCAGUGGCAAGUGAGGCAGACACUGGUGACCAACUGGUUUCAGAGAAAGAAGAGACUGACCAACCUGCUCCUGAGGAAAAGCCUUCACGUCACAUCACUUUCCAGUUAGAAGAAUCGGAUCAAGGAGGAACAGAGGAUUUGGAAACUGAGCAG